UUUCUUUAUAGAAAAUAUGUGUAUAUCUGAUUAGUAGAUCAAUGAGAAUUUUGUUGAACAAAUAGAAUAAGGCUUUUUUGAAAAUAGGAUUAAUUAUCUUGAAAAAAAUGACUUGAAAUCUGAAUUCCUUGUUGAACAAUUGGAAACUGGUUUUUUCAACAAUUGGAGUAAUUAUCUUGUAAAUAAUGGCUUAUAAUGUUAUUAAAGCCUUUUUGAGAAAUUAGAAACUGGCUUUUUAAAUAAUUGGACUAAUUAUCUUGAAAAAAAUGGCUUUUAAUGUGAAAACCUUUUGAAAUAAAUAAAAACUGGUUUUUUCGAUAAUUGGAUUAAUUAUCUUGGAAAAAUAGAAUUUUAAUCUGAAGACCUUGUCAAACAAUUAUAAAAUGAUUUUUUUAACAAUUGGACUAACUAUCUUGAAAAAAAUGGGUUUUAAUGCCAACCUAACUUUCAAUAACAAUCAAUUCUGUAAUAAUAUCAAUAGUAUAGUUUACUUCAAAUUGAUUAUUAUGGAUUAGACAUAAUUUCUAGUAUUUCGAUUUGUUAUUUUUCCAAUUAUUUAAUUAUUUAAAAUUAUUAAUAAGAUAGUUAAACAGAAUGUGAACAAGAUUAUAAAUUUUCACCAAACAAAAGAUAAUGUGCUUAAUCUUGUAAUUGCUAAGAUUUAGCUAGCUUAUAAAAUAAUAAUUGUUAUAAUUGUAUGUAAAACUGCUCGUUAGAAUGUUUAAUGUGUAUUUAAGACAAAUGUUAAGCUUGUCUUGAGGGCUGGCAGUUAGUUGAUAAUAAAUGUUAGCAAAUUUGUGGAGAUAAUUAAAUAGCAUUAUAUUCGAACGAAUAAUGUGAUGAUGGAAAUCAGAUUAUUGACGAUGGGUGUAAUGAAUGUUAAUUUUUAUGUGGAUCAUUUUGUUAAUUUUGCGAUAAAGAAUUAAAUUGUAUCAUAUGUGAACCAAAUUUUAAAUUGUUAAACAGUUAAUGUCAACCAAUAUGCGGUGAUAAAAUAGCCAUAAGUGGAUUAGAGGAAUGCGACGAUGGGAAUGAUAUCUAAUAUGAUGGUUGUUUUGAAUGCUAAUUUUAAUGUAGUUAUGGCUGUAAAGUUUGUGAAUUUGGCAAAUGUUAAGAUAAAUGUAAAGUUGAAGAAGAAUUUAUAAAUGGUUAAUGUAUUCAAAAGGUUCAAACCAUUAAUCAAACUCAAGAUUAUUAAACUGAAUCAUAAUAAUAUGAAUAGAAAAUUGUAUUUUGUGAUGGGGAUCUUUGUCUCGAAUGUUAAUCAGAUUAUAUUUUGGAAAAUAAUAAGUGUUUCUCAUGUGGAAAUGGAAUUUAGAAUCAAGACGAAGAAUGCGAUGAUGGAAACAGAAUCAAUUCUGAUGGAUGUUCAAAUUAAUGUAAAAUUGAAGAGAAUUGGAAUUGCAUCAACUCCUUUUCAUUUUUUAGUUUAUGUUUUCCUACUACUAAAAUUUCUGUUGUAUUCUUGAAUUCAACUCUUAACAUACAAUAUGUUAAAUUAUCAUAUACUAAAGAAAUUUUAAUCUUAAUUCAAUUAAUAUUGAACCUACUUAUUAUAAUAUCAGUAUUUUUCCUGUAAUUGAAAUAGUCUCAAAUGAGACUCGGAAUAUCAAUUAUGAAUUAAAAAUUUAAAUUAACUAAUAACCUGUCAUAAAAUCCAAUUUUGGAAGUUAACGUCGAUCUUAUUUUGUUGGAUGAAAACGAUUUACCAGUACAACCAUCGUCAUAAUAAAUUGAAUUAAGUGCCCCUUUAGUUUUAAAUCAAGCAUAAGUAGAAGUUUCUCAGAAUUUCUAAAAAUUUGGUUACAAUAUUAUGCUUGCAUUAGGAAGUUUCGCUAUUUUUGCAUUCCUUCUUGGUUCUCCCUAAUAAUUUUUAGAAAUAUUAGAUACAUUAUAAUUUUACUCAUAUUUGAAGUUUAUAAAUGUAGAAUAUCCAGAAAAUCUUUAGAUUUAUUUUUAGUCAUCUGAAUUGAUAUCAGUGGAUCCAAUUUUAUAAUUUCUGGAAGUUAAAGAGUAAUUUUGA
Molecule: messenger RNA, 2023 nt
Organism: Paramecium tetraurelia
Lineage: Eukaryota; Ciliophora; Oligohymenophorea; Peniculida; Parameciidae
Exons: 3
Source: RefSeq, a predicted model, not a curated record